Molecule: messenger RNA, 4162 nt
Organism: Xiphophorus hellerii (green swordtail)
Lineage: Eukaryota; Metazoa; Chordata; Actinopteri; Cyprinodontiformes; Poeciliidae
Product: acyl-coenzyme A thioesterase 1-like
Exons: 5
Coding region: 272-1534 (420 amino acids)
Biological process (GO): fatty acid metabolic process; acyl-CoA metabolic process
Molecular function (GO): fatty acyl-CoA hydrolase activity
Source: RefSeq, a predicted model, not a curated record
AUUCGGGUCAGUAGCCGAACGUAGCAGGAAGAAGUGCCCUCCAGGAUUGAGGACACCUACCAUCCAAUUAUUCAUCCUACUACACGUAGUUGAAGGUGAGCAUUACUGGAGAUUGGUAAUGUCUGCAUAGUUGUGAGAGGAACGUUGGGUCUUCGUGUGCCUGCAGAGGAGGAAGGAGAGGCUGCUGAAUAUUUCGUGUUUGUGGACACCGGCUGCCAUCAUCAUUUUGGGUCCCUAUCCCAGUCAAGACAACCUUUUUUUCAUUUCACAGAUGUCCAAUCAAGUCAGGCUGAGGCUUCUGCCCAGCGCCAGGUGUCUGUUCGAUGAGCCCGUCCAGGUGAAAGUGGCCGGUCUGAGGUCCAAGCAGGUGGUCACCAUGAGAGCCAGAUCCACAGACGAGAAGGGAGUGGUCUUCAGCUCCUCGGCCACCUACAGGGCAGACAGCAGCGGGGAGAUCGACCUGAGCAGAGACGCCUCCCUCAGUGGGAACUACGUUGGGGUCGAGCCCAUGGGUCUGCUGUGGUCUAUGAGGUCAAACGUCUUGCACAAGAGGUUUCAGAAGACAAACUCCCUGAAUCCCCAUGUGGUGAACUUCUCAGUGCAUGAAGAAGAGGGCCGGAUGGUGGCUGAGGCGACCAAUGAGAGGUUUCUGAUGGUAGACGGGGUCAGCCGAGUUCCCGUCAAGCAGGGAAAUAUUCGUGGGGUGCUUUUUACUCCCCCAGGAGAAGGGCCGUUCCCUGCUGUGUUGGAUCUGUACACGUUUGGUGGCGGUCUGUCGGAGAAAAGAGCCGCUCUGCUGGCCAGCCGGGGAUUCUUGGUUCUGACGGUGGCGCUGUACGGUCACGAUGACCUGCCCAAGAACAUUAAAGAAGUCCAUCUGGAUUAUUUUGAAGAAUCCAUCAAAUUUCUAAAGAACCAAGAUAAGGUGGGCAGUAAUGGAGUCGGCAUCAUCUCCCUUUCUAAAAGUGGAGAUCUCGCUCUGUCAAUCGCAUCGUACCUCCCAGGAGUCCAGGCUGUUGUCUGGAUCAAUGGCUGCUCCGCUAGCGCAGUCCUACCCCUUUAUUAUAAGAAUAGACAGAUUCUCUCAGCAUUGAAGUUUGACAUCAACAAAGUGAUUUCCACAGAGUCUGGAGCCAUUAUCACCAAAUAUGGCAUGCAUGAUCCUCUGAAGGAGGAAAAUAAGUCAUCCUUGGUGCCUAUCGAACGAGCAAGUGGACGUUUCCUGUUUGCAGCUUCAGAGGACGACUUCAACUGGGACAGCAAGGCCUACAUGGACGAGAUGGUGGACAGACUAAAGCGUCAUGGGAAGGAGAACUUUGAGAGUGUGAGCUACCCUGGAGCCGGACAUUAUUUAGAGCCCCCGUUUGGACCGUACUGCCACUCCAGCUUCCAUGGAGUCACAGGUAUGCCAGUCCUGUGGGGGGGGGAGCCCAGGACCCACGCUGCUGCUGAAGUCCAUCUAUGGAGGAAGAUCCAGGAGUUCUUCAGAACUCACUUAAACUGUGACAAAACUCAAACUAAAUCCAAGUUAUAGUGCUGCUGUCCUUUAAUCAAAAGCAAGUCAAGAUAUCUAAAAAAGAGUUUUGGGCUGAAAGGAAGCCGUUACUUCAAAGACGACGAGAAAAAAGGCAGAUUACAGUUUGAAAAUGCGCAAUUAUAGCAAACCUUAACUCAAUCUGUAUAAACUCAUGUUUUUGAAAGCAAUUUAAUUUAAAAAACACUAUUGUUAUGCCAUUUAGAAAAUAGAAACAUUUCAGUAUCCUGAAAUUACAUAGAAAGUUUGUUCCAAUUUAAUGUCAAUUAGAAGAAAAAUAGGCUUCAUGUCAUUUUCUACCAUUUUAAUUCAUGAAAGUCUGGGUUUUUCUGGAAGUGAAAUAGCCGCACUGUCAUAUUACCAUAAAAAUUACAAUUCUUGCAGCUUUUUAACUGAAUGCUUGUUGUAACAUUAAUUGUAAUAAAACAUGUUGAGACCUGGUAAUUUGUUAGAACAGCUUUCAACUACAUCCCUUCUCUAACACACUUGAAAUAUAUUUUUAAUUGUUUUUUUUUUUUUACUUGGGAAAACACAAUUUCUUGUAUCUAGUUUAUUACUGUUAUUUUGUUAAAGGAAUUUAUUUAUUUUUCUAAUAUUCCAAUUUUCUGUAUUACACUACGGUCCAUUAGGUGGCAGCAAAUAUGCCCUCCAAACAGAGUGUAGAAAGAAGAAGAACGCACUAGCGAUGGGAGUACUGACGUCACAUCCGCCAUAUUGUAACCAUAGACACGGAUACGGUUUAACAGCUUUGUUGUCUUUUAUAUAGAGUUUGGGACUUUGUGGAGGAACGCCGACAUGCCCGGCCAUCGCUGCUGCAUUCACGGCUGUUCCAGUCGUUCACACGGUAAGAACGAAGAGAAAUUAAACAACGGACUGCGUUUCUUCUGCUUUCCGAGGUGGAAGAAACAUGAAGACAAACUUGUGUCGGAGAUGACCCUAUGGCCUGGGUAACGGCAGUUGGAAGGAACGACGUCACUUUCGACUGCAUUUUACCAUCAAAAAGGGUCUGCUCUGUCAUUUUCAUUCAGGUACUCUCUCGAUUUAAUACACACUAGUAAAAGUGACGCUUUGUUAUACCGUGUGUGGUAUUUUGCACUAGUGUUGCCAUUUUCUAUGUGGAGACCAUGAACGCAUCUCUGAAGAUGCUGUUUCUGCUCAGUCAGCAGGUUAGACCUCAGAAAUCCUUUCUAAACCGAUAAAUAGUCGUCUGGUUGUUAAACAUACUAUUCUGCGCAUGUGUAAAACUCAAGGCGCGGGGGCCUUUGAAUUCGACUCUACUAACUCAGUUAAUGUUUUUCCAGGAAAACCAGCGUAUGAAAUGCUAACGACCCAUCCUGACUGGAAAGCGUCUCUGCUGCUGGGCCAGAAGCAGGUCAGGCAAGAAAAAGAGCAGCAGGAGAUGCCACACACAGCCGAGGUUGUGCAAAACUGUGAAGAGGAAGAGGAGAAACGGGAGAAAAUUGGCCUCUCACAACCUGUCGAGGAAAGUUCAGAGGAAAACAUGCUUGACCAAUGUGCUUUGAAGCAAAUCACUAGUCUAAAGAGUGAACUCACUGAACUUACAGAACUGUUCUUAAGGGGUGACAAAAAGGUAAAAUAUUACACCGGACUUCAGAGCCAUUCCACUUUUCAGGUCUUGUUGCGCCGCAUCAAACCUUUCCUGCCGCAGGUUGCAACAAAGUUGACUCACUCAGAUGGUUCUCCUCACCUUAAUGCGUCUGAAGUUGAAUUUUCCAGGGGAUCGGAUAAGUUAUUUACUUAACGUGCAGCAAGAAACCGCUAACGCUGCAUUCGAGGACAUGGUCGCCGCGUUGUACGCAUGCAUGUCUUCUCUGGUCCACUGGCCGGACAGAGCGGGUGUGGGUCAGUAUGCCUCAGCUGCUCCUGGAGACAUUUGGAAGACAGCUUGCCAUGAUCGUCGACUGCUUUGAGGUUUCCACGGAGACGCCUCCAAUAUGGAGUCAGGGGACGGACACAGUGGCACGGUGAAAUACGUCACCGGCAUCGCUCCGCAGGGAGUCAUUUCCUUCACCUCCAGAGGCUGGAGGGGGUGCAGCAGUGACGUAGAAAUCACAGAAAGCUGUGGUCUGCUGGGCAAACUGCAGCCGCAUGACGUAGUUCUGCGUUUUAACAUGAAGGACGAUCUGGGCAUGGUGUGUGCUGAGGUCAAAAGGUCAUCACCAGACGGCCACCGUGAGCUGGAUCAGAAGACAGCUGAGGAAACAAGACUGCUAAUGCACAUUAGAAGCCAUGUAAGGAGAAUUAUUGGUUCUGUUUGCAACAAAUACAAAACAUUAAAUUCAAACUUUCCCAUCAGGAUGAUUGGACCGUCUGAGGAAGAGAGCGAGACGCUGCUAGACAAGGUUGUAGCAGUUUGUUGUGCUCUUAUAAAUCUGUAUCCAAAUGGUGUUCUUUCAUUGGAAAAAGGAAAUUAACAAAUACUGUACGGCAGAUGUAAACUCUUGUAAUAUUAUGACUUUAUUUUUGUACGAGUUUCUCUUAAUAUUAUGACUUUAUUCUUGUAAUUUUAUUUUUUCUUAGCAUGGCCGUGAUACAUGUGUGUUACAAAUGUAACAUAGUUGUGAAAGGUCACAUUGCAAACCAAUAAAACUUAGAAUUCUUCAGUAA